AUGCUGGUCUAUUUCCCACCCACAUUACCAUGUUAUUCCCAUCCUAAGGUCACCUCCUUUGAAACUGAAAGCAGAUGUUCCGGUACAUGCUCCGCUUUUAAAGCUUUCAGCAAUGUCUUCAAACCAGGGGUCUACUCGAGUACUACUCGUUGCGCUGCUAGACGAAGAGUGAGAUACGAUGUCGACGAAGAUGAUGGGGAUGAAGAUGAAGAGGAAGAGCAUAACAAGGAGAUAGCACUGUUGGAGCUGUAUAGUCAGAGUGUGAGAGGAGAAGCACUUAUUGUUCAUGCAAUGGUGGAUGACCAACCAGUGGAAGUGAUUAUCUUUAAGGGGUUUUCUUCAUGCUUGAGUUACAGGACUUCACCAGACCCAUCAAAAAGCAUUCUUCCGGCAAGAGCAGUGAUAGAGAGUAUAGACAGGGUGAAGGGACCUUUUGACCCUUCAAAUAUAGAGUACUUGCAGAAAAACCUAAGCUGGGAAGUGUUCAAGAGCAAUCUACCACCCAACUUACAGAUGUAUAUAUAG
Fragaria vesca subsp. vesca is the source of this 525-nucleotide messenger RNA. RefSeq lists its product as uncharacterized. The record is from RefSeq and is a predicted model, not a curated record. The coding region runs from base 1 to 525 and encodes 174 amino acids. Lineage: Eukaryota; Viridiplantae; Streptophyta; Magnoliopsida; Rosales; Rosaceae. The transcript is spliced from 2 exons. Gene Ontology annotation, cellular component: chloroplast.